AUGCCAAAUAGCGAUUCUGACUAUGAGCCCUCAAUGGAUAAAGAAGAAAUGAAUGAACCUGAUACCAAAGUGACGACGAACACCUCAUUUCCAUUCUUCAGCCUCUCAACGUUGCCUAAAAUGAACAUCGCAGAACAAGAUUUUAGCUAUGAUCCAGAUGAAGCUAAAAAAACUAUGAAUCUUCGACCCUCAGGACCAGUAAGCUUGUUCGGCUCCCAAGCCGGAGUGAUGAACGGGUUUUUUUCGGCCACUCAAGGAAGUCAUCUACAAACACCAGGCAACUUUCAGACAAAUAAGAUAAAUAAACCAGCGGGUGUGGGCAAGAGCCGAGUGUGUGACGGCGGAUCUAAUAAUGUGUCGGAGGUCGGCAGUGCGAUAGAAGAUGGAACGAUGGAGAUGUUCAGAUACGACCCGCAGUCGAUCCAAGGAAGUAAGAAAGAAUCUUUGACUGAUUCUAAGUUGAUUCAGCCCCAUCGUAUGCUCCCGAUGUUCCCCUUUGUCCCAUCUAUAUCGGAAGAGGGUUUAGGUAAGGAUUUUUCAAGGGGGAAGGAGCACGGCAGAGACUAUACCAAACGCGAUUUGAAGCACUUAAAACACUCUUUGAGCAGAAAAUCCUCAGAGUUUCAUGAAACUUUCAAGGGUGUAACAGCCUCAGUCGAAAUCCGUGAAAUGUGCCAAGUCAAAAUCUGGAAGAAGAUGAUUGAAAAAAACAGAUCCCUUUUCAAACUCCCUGAUAAUCUCAAACCUCAAACUUCGGAACAACCUCCACAACAACCGCCUAAAGUAGACCCCGCCCAUACAGAACAGAAAUCAGAACCUGAACAGAUAGAUAAUAAAUUAGAAUCCGAUAAAAUCGACUCUGAUAAGAAGGCAAAAAAAUCCAUUAAAGAUAUGGAAAUGGCAUGGGCAAUUAAUCGAUUUUACACACUCUCAGAUGAAAUAGUGGUUGAUUUGGAUUUGUUCGAAGAAGAAGACGACCUGGAUAGUGAAAUGCACGCGCUGAGAAGGUCGCUGCGGAAACUGUCAAACCUAAAGAUUAAGGUUUACCCUUACCAACUAAUGAAUUAUCCCUCAAAAAUAUCAAAUAAUACCAAUAAAAACCUUUUCUGGUUAAUGGACGAUGAUUUAUCAGAUCAACAAGAUGAAUCAGAUGGAUUGGAAAUAGAUGAACCUGAUCAACUAGAAGCUAAUGUACAAAAACAACAAGAUUUGGAACAAGAAAAACAAAUGGAGAAGGUAGAAGAAUCUGAAUUAAAUGAAAUGGAACCAGAAGAAUUAAAACAACCAGAACAAACAGAUGAGAAGGAAGAUGUGAUUGAUGAAUUGGAAUUGGAGCUGGAGUUGGAAAACGAGUUGGAUGAUAUAGAGAAUGAAUUAGAGAGAGAAUUGUCAAAGGAAACGGUGUCAGUAACGGAGUCAACGGAGCCAAUUUUGGAGAAAAGAAGUGAAGUAUUUGAACGAUUCGGAGAGUUGGAAGAGUUCAACCUCCCCAAAAAAGAAAAUUUCAAUCUCUACGAUUAUAAUUAUAGGUGGAAUAAGUUCAGAAGUGAACUUAACCAUAAACUGACACUCUCAGAUUUCCUGGAAUUUGAAAACCAUAUCAAGAGUUUCUAUGGAAUUACAAGCAGAACUAAUGAUACAGAUGGACAAUCGGUAGGAAAAUCAGAAAAGAAAUCUGAAGAUGAGGUAAACAUAGGAUUACUAUUAAAGUUAUAUAAAGUCAGUAAGACAAACCUGAAGUUAUUGUUGCAUUACAAACAUCCUGAAAUUUCAACAAUAGUAAACAGCGUAAUUUAUGACCUAAACUCAUCAAAAAUUGUGUAUAGCAGUGUUUCUGAGGAUGUAGAUAGCAAGGACGAUUUGUUACUAAAUGUACCAUAUAAAGAAGAUCACGGUGAAUCCAUAAACGAUAGGACCACUGAAAAGGGUGAUAAGGACGAAACUGUGAUAUUGUCAGGUAAAGAAAGUGAUGUUAGAAGACAAUGGAGAAAACGUUUGCAAACAAUGAGCAAAGAAACACGUCUAGCAUUAGUAAACAUGGGAAAGAGUUUAAAGUAUAUUGAGAACGCGUUUAUGAAUAUCGAGUCUUCCAGAGCGUACGAUUCUAUGGUUGAGUACUGUGAAGUUAACACCUUCUUCAAGAACUGCGACUAUGUAAAUAUUCUAAACCACUCAUUUGACUCUCAUUAUCUAUCGCAGGGCCCUCAUGAAACAGGGAAAGAUGAUGAAAUACUCAAUAAGCGAGAGUUAAUACACACAAGAGUAGCAAGAAAUCUAGUUAACAUCCUGCCAUUGGUUGGAAAUAAGGCAAAGAUACACUUUUCAAGGUUCCAUAAACUCGACUUCAGAACAUCGGUACUCAGUAGCAUUUGUGGAAGUAAGAAGAAAAAAGAAGAAGACCAAAAGUGGAGUAUAAAAUGGCAAGUUUAUCCAGUGGUGAAAUCAAUAAUAAAUAUGAAUUAUAAAGAUGAUGACAUAGUUGAUGGGCUUCAAAAUCACUGUAGUAAUUAUUUCGUGAACUCAGCAGACCUGAGUCUGAACGAUGAUACCAAGAUUGUGUUGCUGGAAUACGUAGAACAGUACCCACUACUGCUGAAUAAUAUCGGAAUGACAUCUAGGAUUGAUACUUACAUAAAUUCUAGCGGUGGAAAUGGUAGGGAUAACGGAGAACAAAAUAAUAAAGAAAAUGUGCUGGGAAAUGUAGUAUACAAUAAUGAAUAUGAAUUGUUUGGAGUAAACCAUCAGUUAAAACCCAACGAGAUACAAUCAAUUGUAGAUAACACACUUUUCAAAGCCCCAAUAUUCUACCCACUCAAUUCCAAUGAAGGAAUGGAAAGGAAGAAAAAAACUUUAUUUUGUCCUGAAAAUACACAAUUCGAUCGUGAAAAGACACAACCGGAAACAGAAAAAAUAAAGGUGACAUCGAACAGAGUAUUGAAUAAUAAUAAUGAUAUCUUGAACUUGGGAAUACCAAUGUAUGACUUUAUAAUGACACGAUCCUCAAUUAAUUCACAGUCAAACCAGCCAAAUGAAACAAAUUCUGGUGCAGAUGAGUUGUUGUACAUAAGGGAGUUGGAUAAUAGCCUAUUGUGCACAGUGGGACAAUGUGAGCCUAAAAUCACAAUAAAUAGCCCGAAGAGUAAGAACUAUCUGGAGGAUAACAAGUUAUUGCUGAAGGCGUGGGUGCUAAAGACAGCAAUGAUUAACCCGUUGACUGAUAUGAAAAGGCUACGUAAAGUUGCUAGGAAGAAGUUUUACCCAGUGAUUCCAGAAAAAGAAAUUACAGCAGUACUUAAACAGGUAGAAAGUACUUCAAUUUUCAGUAUGCGUCCACAAGCACUUGAGAAGAUGAUCCAAGCAACAAUAAAACCAGAAGUUGUGUGUUCGUUAGAGAGCACACGAUCCCAGAAAUUCAGAGUCAAAUCGAGAGGAAUCAGCCGUUUGAUGAGCCACGAAGGAAUUUCAGUGGUCUGCUCAAUCCUACAACAGCAGGAAAACCACUUCAAAAGUUCCAUUUCACAAGCACUAGAAAAGCUCAAAAGCCUUAAGAAAACAUACUACACAAGAUUAGUCACGCUGAACAUUGAUCAGAACAUCGUUACAAAUAAACUACAAAAAUUCAAUAUUCCACUCAAUCAAUACACCCUCUACGGUCUUUCACAAUCAUCCAGCGAUAAUGAUAAUUUAAACACAUUUAAUUCCAAAAAUGAUAAUGAAGAAAGUAAGGAAACUCCGAGUGGAAUAAGCGCAAGAGUAGGAUAUAUAGAAAAGAUAUUGAAGUUGACAAGCUGGAAUAUAGCAAAUGAUGUAAGAAUGGUAUUGAAAGGGAAUGGCCAGUUUUCAUUAUACGGUUUAGGAGACCCAUCAAAUUCAGGUUUGGCAAUAAAUUUACUAAAGCGCCAGAUCUAUACGAACAUUAACACAAACAUGGGAAGUAACAUAUACAACAUCAGCAUUGUUGGAAACAACUACGAAGACUUGCGCAAACUCUCGAUGGAGGAACUCUCAAAGCGUCUACUGAUGUACGGAGUCAGUGAAGCCGUAAUUAAAACGCUCCCACGCUGGGACCAAGUGGCACUCGUACGACAAUACCGAGAUGGUUUCGGAGUAGUCAAAAAUUUUGACGACUCCAAUAAGUUCAGAAUCCCACCCAGCGAAUAUCAGUCCCAACUCAGACAAAUCAUACUUAAACAAAAGUCUGUACUCGCACAUUCACGCUUAGAUUACACGGAAGAUGAAUAUGAAGCUGAUGAAAAGGUAGUUAGAAUUGAUUCUACGGAUUUAAUUAAUGUUAACAAGGUCAAUGAUAUAGGAGCUGACUCAUUUGUAAGUGUUGGUAAUGACUCGGUGGAGAAAGUGGACGAUAUAGAGAAGGAAAGAGAAGAGUUAAGACUAUUGAAGGAAUCAAUUAAUAUGAAGAAGAAUAUCGAUUUGGUGAUAGAUGAUAGUAAUUUGAUACCUGUUUUGGGCCUAAUGUGGUUACGCCAGAGUAGGAAAACACCCUCAGAGCCCUUUGGGAGUGAAAGAGCAGUAUUUGUAUACGGCCAAGAGAAUAUAGAAAAGGUGUUACGUUGGAGAAAGCGUUGCGCAGAGAAGAAGACACACAUUCCAAACGAGACUAUCUUUGUGAGCAACGUUAACAAUAACUUUGGAAAACGCAUUUGCCGCAAUUGCGGACAGUCAGGACAUAUCGCAUCAAACCCCAAAUGCCCGCUAUACUCUGGAGAUAAACUCAAACACGACCCACUUUCAAGACAAACACGGAAGGAGCCGGAAGUCGACACCAGUGACGAUGAUUUAUUAACAAAACCAAUCGCAAUCAUGAAGGAUACCGAGUCACUGUUCCAUACUUUCAACACUACUUAUGACUCAGAUAUAGAAUUCCCACUAGAACCUUCAGAAUCUAAGCGGAAGCGUUCAUCGGACACAUUUGACCCUCUUCACAGACUUAAAUACCAUCAAUCGAGUGAUUUCAAGACCAUUGGUACUAGUGGAGUUGAUAUUGCUAGCACUAUUAACGGCGGAGUUAAUGGGCUUAAUAAUAUUAACGGAGUUGAUAUAGAUGAUCACGGUAUAAUAAGCACACCAGACAUUAAGAUAAUAAAUAAAAUAAUAACAAGUAUAGAGAAAGAGAAUAGAUAUAAGCCAUUUAUGAACAGAAUAUCGGAAACCAUCGCCCCAAAUUAUUAUAAAGUGAUUCAGAAACCAGUUUGGCUUUCACUUAUCAAACUCAGAGUCAAAAACAAGUAUUACACAACAAUUUCAAGCCUCAUGACUGACAUUCUUCUCCUUGAAAUAAACUGCAAGCUUUACAACUCAGAGCAUUCACAAAACGCAUGGUUAAGGCACAUGUCACAGAUACUUGUUGACGACCUCAGUUCCAGAAUCUCAUCUCACAUUCAAAACAAGCAACAUGCCAAACUUAUUCAACACAUACACUCAAACCAUAUUAAUUCCUAUCGCAACUCCCUUAAUACUCUCAAUGGCAUUGCUGUAAACACCCAGAAUACUGUUAAUACUGAGGAAACUAGUUUUAACACUCAGCAGACUAGCUUUAGUAGUCAGAUUACCGUUAACACUGAUGACAGUAGUUACAAUACUCAGCAAACUAAUUACAAUACACAAGGUACAGAUUUAAAUACACAACCAACUAAUUACAACACUCAACAAACUGAUUUAAAUACACAAGAUGUGAAUUCCGUUUCUGAUGCCUGA
This is a messenger RNA of Theileria annulata, 5715 nucleotides long. Its product is annotated as Bromodomain protein, putative. The transcript has 4 exons. Gene Ontology annotation, molecular function: RNA polymerase II general transcription initiation factor activity; histone acetyltransferase activity; RNA polymerase II general transcription initiation factor binding. Gene Ontology annotation, biological process: RNA polymerase II preinitiation complex assembly; transcription by RNA polymerase II. Gene Ontology annotation, cellular component: transcription factor TFIID complex. NCBI's taxonomy places the organism in Eukaryota, Apicomplexa, Aconoidasida, Piroplasmida, Theileriidae. The coding region runs from base 1 to 5715 and encodes 1904 amino acids. The record is from RefSeq and is a predicted model, not a curated record.